AUGAUAUCGUUGCCCCGUGCUAUGCUUCCACCAGGGAAGCAUACAGCGUCCCUUCAUGGGUUUUCGGACGCUUCGGAACGUGGGUACGCAGCAGCCGUAUAUUUGCGCACCGUGACCAUGGAUGGUCAAGUGAAGGUGUCAUUGGUCAUGGCGAAGAGCAAGGUCGCGCCUCUUCGAACUACCUUGACAAUUCCCAAGCUAGAGUUGUCAGGGGCGGCCCUUCUUGCUCGCCUCUUGAAUCACGUCAUGUCCACCUUGUGCCCGUCAGUUAACAUUGAGACAGUCUAUGCAUGGACUGACAGUCAAAUUGUCCUAUGUUGGCUGAAGACGUCAGUCCACACCUUAGAGGUGUUUGUUGCAAAUCGGGUCUCUCAGAUCCAGAAAUCGGAAACCCCGUUAAUCUGGAGGCAUGUGCCUGGCGAAGUCAACCCUGCUGAUUGCGCAUCACGGGGAUGUAUGGCCCCCUUUUUGGUUGAGCACUCCCUGUGGUGGGGACCUGAGUGGUUGACCAGGUCAGAAUCUAAUUGGCCGCGAACACCGGCCUUGGAUACUGUCACAUUGCCUGGGUUGCGAACCCUUGCGAUUGAACGGCGGGACCAUUCGUUCGACCCAGACUUCCUAAUGAAUCGCUACAGCUCAUUAGACAAAUUACUGGGGGUCACCGCUUGGAUCAAGCGCUUCACCAGAAAUUGUAGACACCCACAGAACAAAUGCUUGGAGGCGUUCUUAUCGCCACAAGAGCUCCAGGAUGCUCUUCUUCAUUGGGUUCGUUCUGUGCAAGAAGAGAACUUUGAAAAUGAGAUUGAUAUUUUGAGAAAAGGCAAAUACCCUAACGAUUUGGAAGCCCUCACACCGGGCCAUUUUUUGAUUGGACGGCCGCUGAACGCCCUGCCGGAAUACCCCUAUGUUGAUGUGAAACUCAAUCGUCUCUCGCGGUUUGAAUUGAUCCAACAACUCACUCACAGCUUUUGGAAACGUUGGAAUUUGGAAUAUUUGCAUAUUCUCCAGCAGCGCGUUAAGUGGACUGACAAGACUGAUCCACCGCAUGUUGGUGACCUCGUUCUGGUUAAGGACGCUAACUCACCGCCACUGUGUUGGCGCAGAGGGCGCAUUCUUAACCUCGUCUUUGGAGCAGAUGGAGUGCCCCGUUUUGCUGAGGUUCGGGUGGACGGUUCUGUUCUGAAGAGAGCGGUAUCAACCUUGUCACGACUGCCAAUUGAUUAG
Molecule: messenger RNA, 1224 nt
Organism: Melitaea cinxia (Glanville fritillary)
Lineage: Eukaryota; Metazoa; Arthropoda; Insecta; Lepidoptera; Nymphalidae
Exons: 2
Coding region: 1-1224 (407 amino acids)
Source: RefSeq, a predicted model, not a curated record